This is a messenger RNA of Octopus bimaculoides (California two-spot octopus), 4285 nucleotides long. RefSeq lists its product as uncharacterized. Lineage: Eukaryota; Metazoa; Mollusca; Cephalopoda; Octopoda; Octopodidae. The record is from RefSeq and is a predicted model, not a curated record.
CAGAAAGAACACAACAAACGGAAACCAUAAGAAUACAACAUGAAGAAAAAAGGACGAUAGCACAACAACGGCAAACAGGAAAAAACAAGAUACACAGAUUAUUCGUGUAUCAUUACCUCUUCAGACGGAGCCCGGAACGUCUUCGCAGUUUCGCUCACUUAUCUCCGAUACUACCCAAAACCGGCUGGGCCAGGGACUUGAGUUAAAUAUAUAAAUAUAUAAAUAUAUAUAUAAACGCUUACUGUAAAAAAAAUAAGGGCACGUGGCGUUCCAUUAUGCAAUCUGUGUAUCAUACUAAGGCACAUACAUUGUUGAAGACUUGAUCAACUGAGGUAUUCGUCUCGGGAAUGCAUCUCUUAAAGAUGUUUAGCGUUAAAAACACAGAAAUCUAUCUGUAGCUGACGAAAAUUGUCCAUCAGUAGUGGUGGCAUUGCUAAAUGUGUGCAUUUCUGCCCUUUUGUGCUUCGUCAGUGGCAAGUGUCCACUGGCAAACUCAUACUAAGGCACAUCCGUCCUUACUGACUGAAAAAUCGCUGAUGUCGCAUUUAGCCGGCAGGUUGAAUAAAAAUUUAUGCGCAACAGAAGCAUUGAUAUAUAUUGAUUUUAGUCACUGGAUUGCGGCCAUGCUGGGGCACUGCUUUCUAGUGCUUAAUAGAUCAUAUUGUCUCCUGUACAUAUUUCAGUGUAGCUGAUACUGAUAUUAAUCUUAUCGUGACUUGGAAUAUCAAGCCUCUCUCCCCCUCUCUCUUUCUGUCUAUUUCUAUCUCUCCCUCCCUCACUCUCUGUCUAUCUCUCUCCCUCUCUCUCUGUACAUGCGUAUGUAUAUGCACACGCACAUAGACACAGACACACACACACACACACACACACACACACGUACGUACGUGUGCGUGUGUGUAUUAUGGGAAGUGAAGGAUAUGAAAGAGUUAGAUACUUCGCGAUGAUCUAAUCCUUUUUCACACGAAUGAAAUGAACGCCAAAUGGUCUGCACUAAGGUUUUACACACACACACACAUAGAGUUUCUCCCUCUUUCUCUCUCUCUCCCUCUUUUCUACGCAUACACAGUUGUUCAUACACACAUACUCUCCCAGCUACUUACGUGUUCUCUCUUUCGCACAUACACAAACGCAUGUAAACACACAUACAUACAUGUAUACACACAUAUAUGUAUACACGAACACAUAUUUACACGCAUACACACACAAUUCUUACAUACACACUCAAAGGGAGUUUUCCUCGUCUCUCUUCUUUCUCUAUCCGGCUUUCUGUCUCCAUAACUCAUUCUCUAUCCUUUUUUUGUCUGUAUCCACUCUCCAUGUUAUUAUCUCUUCCAUGUUAUUCUCUUUCUUUCUCUGCUACCUUAUCUCUACGCCCUAUCAUUAACAACAACUAAGUCAACAUAGCAGUCGUCUGCUUCAUUUUUAAAGUUUUUCUGUGUUCAACAGAAGUCAGACAACUGCACAGAUAAACGGAAGUAAGGCAUUUUGGAGUGAAAAGAGAAAAUCAAGUUUUGCAAGCAAACCAACUGUAAAUGCUAUAAGACAUGGAAACAAGUGAGAAAUGUAAUAACAAUUGAUCAAAAUUUAUUCACUAUCAGUGCAGUGGAUGUUAUUUUAUGUGAAAUAUGGUCAGAACGGUCAAUAAAUAAACUAUUUCCCUUGCUUAGAAAGAUGGGGCAGGCUGGCCAUAAGCAGAAGCAGAAUUCAGCUGAGAAUGGCAGAUAUUCAAAGAAUAAGAAAGUUCGUGAUUCGUACGAAUCUUCAUCAUCUGUAAGAUACAAUGGGAAUGAGCCGUGUUUACCAAGUUUUUCUAUGAAAAAUGCAGAGAAAGCAUGCAAUUUGUCGUUCCAAGAGUUAGAAAUGAUGGACAAUAGGAAUUUGGCCAUGGAGCACAACACAGCUCAGAAUAAGUAUGACAUGGAUCAGAUUUGUGUAGACAGGAUGCCGAACAUGUAUCCAGUUGAGCCAGGAGAAAACCACUCAUACGGUGGUCCUGUUGGACAAGAAAUAUGGUAUACUGAGGUAGAUUUUAAUCCUCAUUACACUAACAGAUCUUCAUAUAAUAAUCAAGGUUUCGAAAUGGAGCCUGGUGACCCAAUAGGAACAUCAAAUAAUGUCAGAGUACAAUUUAACAUUCCAAAUAUGCCGGAAGUUCAAUCAAACCCGAACGAGUCAACGGAAAACAUGGACGUGCAUUACCAAAAUAACAAUACUGUUGAAGGAGACAUGUCAGAAGACAACGGGAUCAUAUUACCAUACAAUACAUUAUACUCUCAGGUUGAAAUACAUCCGAAACCUAGUGAUUUCGAAUGUAACAGUUCAGGAGAGCAAUGUUACUAUCAAUGUGUAAACACGGAGGAUGAAAUAUCUUCUGAUGAGAAAAACAAAACGGUUAGCUUUGUUGAGAGUGCAUACACAGACACAGCGAAAACAACAGAACCGUUAUUUGACAUACAAAGAAACUUAAUGGAAUCGGUUGUUGGAAAUAGAGUUGAUAUAUCUGCGAUAGAUGUUAUUGAAACGAGACAUUCACCAUCUUGUUCCUACGAUGAAGAUGGACAAAGCAUUGAAGAAAUUGAUACAAAUACUGAUGUUAAAGAUGAAACGGCAGGAACGUCGUCAAGUAGCAGUGUGGUUCAUCGGAUGGUGGCAAGAACCGUCAAGAAAAUUAGUUUACUUAGCGACCUUAUCAGGCAAUGGAAAUGUAAUGCUAAAGAAAAAGAUUGCUUUGACGAAUUACAGGUAAGCACUAAUUGUUACCGUUUACCAGGAAAGAUGCUUCUACUGUUAUUGUUUCUUCUGUUGCUGCUAAUUAUAGAUAAGCACUAAUUCUUUCAAUGCCAGUGAAACACUGUGUUCCACAACACAGAAAGAAAUCUCUCUGACUAUCUAUCUUUGGUUUUGAUGGUCUCUUCAUAACAUUAAUAUCUGUAAAUCUCCCACCAGAUCCAUCCCCUGUUUUUUUUUUUCAGUUGCGGUUAGAUAUUCAUGGGUAAAAACUACAGAAUAGUUUUUUCGUGUCAAAAUAAGAAAACAUUGCAAACGAGCUUGACCGUUUUGUAUAUUAAUUGAGAAUGAUGGGCGGUUCCAGACAUAGUAUACUUAGGACUCAAUGUAUCUUUUUCUGUUUUAAAAUGGCAGAGAAGGAUUGCAAUGGAAAUCUAGCUGGUAUUUCUAGCAGGAUGUUCAAUCGCGUAUAAGUCUUUUCGUUGGUGUCAUCAUCGUCGUUGUCGUCGUUGUUGUUGUUGUUGUUGUUGUUGUUGUUGGUGGUGGUGGUGGUGGUGGCGGCGGCGGAUUUGGUGGUGGUGGUGGUGGUGGUGACAGUGGUGAUGGCUGUCUUGCGCGGCCUUUUAUCCCAAGCUAUAUAUGAUAUCCAGUCAAAUAUUUCACAAACGUUUCUUUCCUAUUUGUUUCAGCGUAUGAAAAAGAAGCUAUUCAUCAACCCAAAAGAGGUUUUGGGAACCACUCCACCCCAGGGCUUGGCUCUUAGUAUGACGAACUUGGUCAGUAAAGUUCUCACCGAAGCUUCAACUGUUGAAAAAGAUAUCCAUCCUUACGGACGCGGAAAUAUGUACACCAAUGCUUUCGCUGGUAAAAAAUCGCUGGUGAAACUCGAUCCCGGAAAGCUUAUGUUCUGGGGUAUCGUCAUAUGCAUGGUGACUGGAGCGGCAUUUGGAGUUAUUAUUCUAUCAGAAAUUCAUCGUGGAUCUUUGAAACGCUUGCUACAACGAUACAAUGGCUCGUUCCCGGAUUGGUACUAACUUUACAACAAACCUUUGGUGUUUAAUGUAUUUCAAGGAAACUUUUUUUCUACCAAAAAAGCUACAUAUUUCAAACAAUUUUUUCAACCAUUUUUCAGUAUAAAAUGGUGGGUGAAGUAAGAUAUCUAACAACUAAGUUGGCGAAUGACCAGUUCAAUCAUACAACAUGAAGGCAAGAUAAUGCAAAUUAUAUAAGUAGCUUGUAUGAAUGUAUAAUACAGAUUUUAGAUUAUCAUUUGAGACUGAAACACUAAAAAUAGGCGUCUUAUUUUUAUGUGCUUAUAUCUGUAUGUGUGUGGAUGCAUUUAUGCAGUAUAUGUAUACAUACAUAUGCAUUUAUAUUAGUGAUAAAAAUGUGUGUGUGGAUAGGAAGGGAUAGGGAACGAGUGUUUGAUAUAAAAAAAAAAAUGAAAGAAAAAUGUUUGAAUGCCUAUCUUUAAUAAAAUCUAAUCAGAUUUAUUUGUAAUAGCAAAAAAAAAGCAAAAAAAAAAAAAGAAGAAAUUCUUGGAACAUUCCACCACUAA